Messenger RNA from Aedes albopictus (Asian tiger mosquito), 577 nucleotides. It is a transcript of the gene mtSSB, whose product is annotated as single-stranded DNA-binding protein, mitochondrial. Gene Ontology annotation, biological process: positive regulation of helicase activity; mitochondrial DNA replication. Lineage: Eukaryota; Metazoa; Arthropoda; Insecta; Diptera; Culicidae. The transcript has 2 exons. The coding region runs from base 115 to 534 and encodes 139 amino acids. Gene Ontology annotation, molecular function: single-stranded DNA binding. Gene Ontology annotation, cellular component: mitochondrial nucleoid. The record is from RefSeq and is a predicted model, not a curated record.
UUGUCAUCCAUCGAUCUUUUGUUUACGAUCUCUUCAGCAUACCGGCGACAAUCAUUCUAAAUUUCAAUUUUAUUUUUAUAUUAAUUUAAACUGCUUUUUGUAAGUCACCUAAAAAUGUUUUCGCGACAAAUUACUAGAAUCUUCAACCACUCUAUCGCUCUGAAGCGGCCAUACUGCAGCGACCCAGGACGCAUAGAAAAAACGGUCAACAGCGUCACGUUGCUGGGCCGUGUCGGAGCCGAUCCGCAAAAGCGCGGUAACGAUGCCCACCCGGUGGUCACAUUCUCUCUGGCAACGCAUUCCAACUAUCGGUACGAGUCCGGCGACUGGAUGCAGAAAACCGACUGGCACCGAGUGGUGAUUUUCAAACCGGCUCUACGCGACGCCGUUAUGAACUAUCUGCGGAAGGGACAACGGGCGAUGAUCAGUGGGAAAAUUACCUACGGUGAGAUUACCGACCAGGAAGGCAAGCAACGCCCGACCACCAGCAUCAUCGCGGACGACGUCAUCUUCCUGCAGAACCAAAGUCAGUAGAUUUACAAAAUGCUUCCAAUCAAAAGAAAGGAGAUUCAACAGU